Molecule: messenger RNA, 627 nt
Organism: Hirsutella rhossiliensis
Lineage: Eukaryota; Fungi; Ascomycota; Sordariomycetes; Hypocreales; Ophiocordycipitaceae
Product: RNA polymerase rpb1
Exons: 1
Coding region: 1-627 (208 amino acids)
Biological process (GO): DNA-templated transcription
Molecular function (GO): DNA binding; DNA-directed RNA polymerase activity
Source: RefSeq, a predicted model, not a curated record
AUGCUGCUCAGGGCCAACGCUCUUCGUCGAAAGCUUCCAACCGUGCCGAUCUCUGGUUACCCUGAAGCUACGAGAGCUCUGAUUGAGACUUCUGAGGACAACACGCACAGAGUCUUAGUGGAGGGCUAUGGUUUUCGGGCGUGCAUGACAACAGAAGGUGUAGCCGGUACACGCACUCGGACGAAUAGUGUGAUGGAGUGUGCUCAGGUGCUAGGCAUUGAGGCAGCCAGGACGACCAUUGCGAACGAGAUCGCCGAAGUUAUGGGAUACAUGGGUAUCGAUCCCCGGCACAUGCAGUUGUUAGCAGACGUGAUGACUUAUAAGGGGGAGGUCCUUGGCAUCACGCGCUUCGGCUUGGCCAAAACCAGGGAUAGUGUGCUGCACCUUGCUUCGUUUGAGAAAACGGCUGAUCAUUUGUUUGAUGCCGUCGCUGGUAUGAAAACUGACCAGAUCGAGGGAGUCUCUGAAUGCAUCAUUCUGGGGCAGACCAUGAAUGUUGGUACUGGCGGAUUCAACGUUGUGCGGCGCCUGGGCUUUCGACCAAGAGAUUUCGGCCAGAAGUUAACUCUUUUCGAGCACGCGUGGAAGAUGGUACAAAUGAUCAGAAAAGGUUCCCGGCCGAUGUAG